This is a messenger RNA of Thrips palmi, 3851 nucleotides long. RefSeq names its product fatty acid hydroxylase domain-containing protein 2. Gene Ontology annotation, molecular function: iron ion binding; C-4 methylsterol oxidase activity. The transcript is spliced from 7 exons. The record is from RefSeq and is a predicted model, not a curated record. NCBI's taxonomy places the organism in Eukaryota, Metazoa, Arthropoda, Insecta, Thysanoptera, Thripidae. The coding region runs from base 198 to 1247 and encodes 349 amino acids. Gene Ontology annotation, biological process: sterol biosynthetic process.
CUGGCGUUAAAAAGGAAAGUGCGUUUGUUGUGUUGCAGGAAGGCUGUGCAAUGUUUAUGAUGAACUUUUGUGAAACGGACAAACAACACUUGGUUCCUUUUCGUGAAUUUUAACUUGAUUUAGAAAUCCCUCUAAGUCUCAUGGAAUGAGCUGUGUGAUGUGACGAAAGUUUGUGGAAGGACAUAGUGGAUAACGAAAUGUCAGCAGCCAGUAGCAAAAGUGAAAUAUGUGCCCCAGUUUCGGAGUCCCUCCGAAAAACAGCGGGCACAUCAAAUGGAACAAGCCACCAGCCAGCAACUCUUCUAUCCACUCUCUGCAGUGUCCUGUGCCUUAUUAGUGCGGUUCUCACCGCUUUUGCCGCUUUCCGCAACACACUAACAUGGCAUCUACAAAGAUUUUGGGGUGCUUCUGGAGACUUUUGGCAGGCUAUUUGGGACCUAUUACUGGAUUCCAUUGGUGAAGAUCCAGUAACACUUUGGGUGAUUGCUAGCAAUGUUGUUACAUUGACAGUCUAUUGGCUCUUCGGGGCUGUGUACACAAUAUUGGACUUCACAAAUAAGCCAGCAGCUCUUCGUCGAUACAAAAUUCAACCAGGAACAAAUGAACCAGUUGACAAACAACGCCUCCUUAAGGUCAUAGGAUGUGUUCUAUUCAACCAAACUGUCGUGGCUCUGCCUGUGAGCUACGUGUGCUUCAAGUUGAUGGAGUACAGAGGCUAUCCCCCGCUGAGAGAGUUGCCCACUUUCCAUUGGGUGUUGGCAGAAAUGGCCGUUCACAUUUUGCUAGAGGAAGUAGGCUUCUACUAUUCUCAUCGACUUCUGCACAGUCGUUAUUUGUACAAACAUAUCCACAAACGUCACCAUGAGUGGACAGCUCCAGUCGCUGUAACUGCCAUUUACUGUCAUCCGUUAGAACACAUAUUUAGCAACUUACUUCCGCCAAUGCUGGGGGUGCUCUUAAUGGGCUCUCAUGUUGCCACGGCCUGGUUGUGGUUUUCCAUGGCAAUUCUCUCUACCUUGAAUGCUCACUCCGGCUACCAUCUGCCUUUCUUCCCCUCUCCAGAAGCUCAUGACUUCCAUCAUUUGAAGUUUAACCAAUGUUUUGGAGUUUUGGGCGUGCUUGAUCGGUUCCAUGGAACAGAUUCACUGUUUCGUAAUUCAAGGUGUUAUAAUCGUCAUAUCAUGAUGUUGAGUCUUACACCUGCCAGAGAAAUGUUCCCUGAUGAAAGCAAGGGGAAGGCAAAGUAACGUGCCAUUUAUUUUUCAUUAUUAUCAUUACCUCUAUUAUUGUAUUGUCAAUAUUUUUAUUUUGGGGGAAGGGGCACUGAGUUAUGGCAAAGAUUAAACUGUGACAGGCAUUUUGCUACAUGUGAUGCAAAGAGACUAACCAAUGAUGACAAUGUGUGCUAGAGAGAGAAUGUAUGUUUUUACAGAACUAUUUUAGAUUUAGUUAGCUUACAUUUGAUACUUGCUCUGAGUAUGCUCCUUAAUGUCUAUUUUACUUAUGAUGAACUUUCUGCUUUUAAUCUUCAUAAAUUCAGUGCACUGUACUACUGCACUUUUGUUACAAUCAAAUAUUAUAUUUCAAGAAAACAUUAGUGGUUAAGUUGCCGCAUGUGGUUUGGGGACAGUUUGGCAGCCUUACAUCUGUGAUAGGUCUAUGACAUUAAUAUGAUAGCGACAUUUGUGUGGUGUAUUGUCAUGACAAGUUUAGAGAUAGUAUAUUGCAUUAACUCAUUUGCUGCAGUGGGUUUGUGGGUCCUGUAAUAUAACAUUUGGCUCUGACCUGCUCUGACCACACUUGGUCCAUGGAGUCACAGAUCUGUGACUCCGUGCAUGGUCACACUACUGCAGCAACUGUGUCAAAGAAUAUGCACUAUUUUAUUUAGUUAUCAUACUAUUCAGUGAAAGAACAUUGCUUGCUUUACUUAAUUUUUUCCUAAAGAGAAUUUACUUGUAAGUAUUCGUUCUCAUGACAUAUCUGACGAACAGAGACUAAGACAGCCAUGUCCCCUAAUGAAAGUUCAUGGGAUUGUGAUAAAAAAUGAUGACACACCAAAUAGAGUAAUGGGGUUUGAUGCUUCUUAUUGGCCCUCCUUGUUCAGUGCUUCUCUCAUGGCUAAAAUUUUCCAAAGGUCACAACUUUUUGGUGCAUUUCUACUUUGACUGCGCACCAAUAAUUUUUGUCUCCUCCUUUUCUCGUAUUUUACUAAUAAUUCUUCUCCCUGUAAAGAUGAUUAUUUUUUUAAAUCCAACUGCAUUCCCAAAUGUUUGAAUGCAUGCAAAAGAUUUUAAGUACUGUCAACUUUUCAUGCCGCCUCCACUAUACUAUGUGAUACCUUACAAGUUCGAUUGUGUAGAAGUUUACAAGCGGCCUAUCAAUCCGAUGGUCACCUCAAGUUCUGAUUUAUGUUUCAAUCGCUCUGUUACACAUUUAAAUUACUUGACUAUGUGAUGCUUCACUCAAUGCUCUCAACAUUAAUUCCAUAAUAAUAUGCUCCAGGUCAUAUGUAUUUUCAUAAUUUAUUUAGUAUUAGAGGCAAAGUGAAGAGAGCAUUUAGAUGCUCAUAGAACUGUAGAAAAUUUAUUGUCAGAUACAGAGUAUUACUUUCACACACUGCAAGAGUCCCGCUAAGGGUCAAAUUCCUUCUGACUUGCAUAGGUGCCUUGAUUUUAGACAAAGUAUGACUAACUUUUGAUUCUUUUCGAUACAAGCAAAGAAUUUUUUCUUGCUAGGUGGUAAUGUAGUUUAGAGAGAUUUGCUACAAGAGUAUCAUAUAUAUUGGAACAGCCAAUAAUAUGCAAUUAGUCUAAAAAUAUUAAUGGAAUAUUCAACAGAUUUACAGUGACUGUAGAUUGGUAACAUUCUUUGUCACUUGUUGUAUUUAAUAGUAGUCACUUCUAGUUUGCUACCAGUAGGUGCCCUAUAAAUCCGGAUUCAGUGACAGAGGAAAUGAGGAAUUGUUACUCAUUAAUUAAUUAUCUGCUGCAAAGUGUUUGUUUCGGGAAGGGAGGAAGAAUUGACUGCAGAGCUGCUUUUCAAACUUACUUCAGUGAGUCCUUCACAGACACAAAUGUCUCUUCUCUUAUUAACCAAAUUGUGAUUCUCAAGUCUGUGAUUUAUUGAUGGCACGUUUUAACCACCAUGCUUCAGUUGAAUGUGAAUAUAUAUUUAAAUAUAAGUACGUACUUUAAAUUAUUGAAGAUUUUUAUUUUAGUGGCAGUGGCUUCUGCAAACGCUAAUUGUUGUUUUCAUUGCGGUAUUUAUAUGCAUCCUAUUCAUUUGUAAAUACUGAAAUGAAUGCUUAGUUGUUUAAUUGUUUUUCUUCACAAUUUUUUAGGGUGCAUUUGUAGUGACCUGCAGGAAUCAUGAUCCUGACACGUAUCACCAUGUUCUAUUCUUGGAUUGCCGGCUGUAAUUAAUGCAUGAACGAAGCUCUUGCUUCGUUCUCAUUAAUAUUGUACUGACCAGAAGUUAAAACUGCCGAGGCUUAUGGCCAUUGCUUUGUGAUUGUGUAGUACUGGUAUAGAACGGGUUAAGAAAGCUCCACAAAUUUUAUGUCGGUUGGAAUACAAUUAUUUAUUUAUGUUACAAAUAUACACUAAUGUAGCAAUCUUUUCUUCUUUUAAAAGAAAAAGCAAAGUCAGAUGUUUAAAAUCAUUAUGCAAACUUAAUGCAAUUGAAAUGAUUUUUUAACAUACUGCCUCAAAAUAGCAGAACAAGGCAGAAUCGGGGACCUGUUUUUCCUAGAUGAUAAUUGUAAAACAGCACACUUUUUGUUCUGUGGAUGAUUCUGUCAAGUGCAAAUCACACUAACAUGUACAAAUAAAUAAUUACAAAAUAUAACUUAA